AUGUGUAACACAUGCCCUAUUUCUUCCCGCGCAUUUCGCAUCUUCCCUCAAACUCGUUCUCCGACCUGUAGGAUGAAUCGUGGAAUCUUUAGAGUUGCAAAAUAUUUUUUGAUUUUUGCAUUUGUAUUUGCAAUCAUCAAUAUAAGCUCGCAAAUGUGGCCCGUAUUUAAUGAUAUUUCUUUUAUUCGUCAUUUGGAUCAUGAUCUUAAUCCCAAGGAUCCUAUUGGGCGGAAAAUCGACUGGCAUAAUUAUGCCCAAAUAGAAUUAGAGAAAAGAAAGCACGGACCAGGAGAACACGGUUCUGCAAUCGUCAUCGAAUCAUUUGAAAAGGAAGAAAACGAUCGGAUUUUCCUUGUAAAUGGGUACAAUGGUCUCGUGAGCGACAAAAUGUCUCUGACCAGAUCUAUUAAGGACAUUCGACACCCUGAUUGCAAGAAAGCGCUCUAUUAUGAAAAUCUUCCUACGACUUCCAUAAUUAUUCCUUUUUACAAUGAACACUUAUCAACCCUUUUACGAACGGUUGAGUCGGCGAUGUUUAGAGCUCCAAAGCACUUAAUAAAAGACGUUAUACUUGUCGAUGAUGGAAGUACUAAGCCCAGUCUCAAAGGACCUCUUGAAGAAUAUUUAGCUAAUAAUUACCCUCUUGGAAAUGUUCGUGUCUUGCGUCAUAUAAAGCGAGUUGGUCUAAUGGCCGCUCGCCUGACUGGGGCACGGAAUUGUACCGGCGAAGUUAUGCUAUUUUUGGAUUCUCAUUGUGAAGUAGGCACAAAUUGGCUUCCACCUUUGCUUGAUCCUAUUGCUCAGGAUUAUAGAACGGUUGUGUGCCCUUUUAUCGACGUGAUUGAUGCUUUUACAUUCGAAUAUCGUGCACAAGAUGAAGGUGCCAGAGGAGCGUUUGAUUGGGAAUUUUUCUACAAACGUCUGCCUCGUUUGCCUGAGGAUGCUAAGCAUCCGUCCCAACCAUUUGACAGCCCGAUCAUGGCAGGUGGCCUAUUUGUCAUAAGCUCAAAAUGGUUUUGGGAACUGGGGGGGUAUGAUCCCGGUUUGAUGAUAUGGGGGGGCGAACAGUAUGAAUUGUCUUUCAAAAUAUGGAUGUGUGGGGGUAAAAUUAUUGAUACACCAUGCUCUCGCAUAGGGCACGUAUAUCGUCGGAAGUCUGUUUUUCCAAAUCCAGGGAUCGGGGAUUUCAUUGGUGUAAACUAUAGACGUGUAGCAGAAGUUUGGAUGGACGAAUACAAGGAAUAUAUUUAUGAUCGUCGCCCACAUUAUCGUGAUAUUGAUCCUGGAGAUCUCUCACAACAAAAAGCUUUGCGUCAGCGCUUGAAGUGUAAAUCGUUUGACUGGUUUAUGAAAACGGUCGCCUUUGAUCUUAUCAAACGUUAUCCUAUGAUUGAACCCAUCCCAGCAGCCAAAGGUCUCAUCCGGUCUUUUAUAAAUUCAACACUUUGCAUUGAUGGUGGUGCACUUAAAGCCAUGGAGAGUGUAAACCUCAAGCCAUGUUCUCCAAAUGCCCCUAAUCAGAAUUUUGUAGUCUCGUGGUAUGAUGAGAUUCGAGUUGAAAAAGGGUAG
Protopolystoma xenopodis is the source of this 1569-nucleotide messenger RNA. The record is from the annotation of a GenBank genome assembly. NCBI's taxonomy places the organism in Eukaryota, Metazoa, Platyhelminthes, Monogenea, Polystomatidea, Polystomatidae.